Tremella mesenterica DSM 1558 is the source of this 2589-nucleotide messenger RNA. RefSeq lists its product as uncharacterized. NCBI's taxonomy places the organism in Eukaryota, Fungi, Basidiomycota, Tremellomycetes, Tremellales, Tremellaceae. The transcript has 15 exons. The record is from RefSeq and is a predicted model, not a curated record. Gene Ontology annotation, cellular component: urease complex. Gene Ontology annotation, molecular function: nickel cation binding; urease activity. Gene Ontology annotation, biological process: urea catabolic process. Bases 1 to 2502 code for a protein of 833 amino acids.
AUGCACCUCCUUCCUCGAGAACAGGAUAAACUCAUUCUAUCCUCCCUUGGUCAGCUGGCCCAACGUCGUCUCGCUCGAGGCUUGGUGCUGAACCGGUCCGAAGCAGUGGCUCUGAUUGCAAGUCAACUGCACGAGCUCAUCCGUGAUGGCCAACAUAGUGUCGCGGAGCUGAUGGACCUUGGAAAGAAGAUGCUGGGAAGGAGACAUGUAAUGGAGGGUGUAGGCGAGUCUAUACAUGAUAUACAAGUGGAGGGUACGUUUCCUGAUGGAACCUUUCUCGUGACUGUACACGACCCCAUAUGUUCAGACUCUGGGAAUCUCGAGAGGGCGCUUUACGGCUCGUUCCUUCCCAUCCCAUCUCAAGACCUUUUCCCUCUUCCAGAAACUAUAAAAACACCUCUCCCGGGCGCUGUCAUUUGCGUCAAAGAGAAAAUCAAGCUCAACGUCGGGAGGAAACGAUGGUCUGUCGAAGUCGUCAACGAAGGCGAUCGACCGAUCCAAGUAGGCUCACAUUAUCCUUUCCUCGAAACCAACCCUCUCCUCAUCUUUGACCGGUUACUCUCAUAUGGUACUCACUUGGACAUUCCGGCUGGGACCGCCGUCAGGUUCGAGCCAGGAGAACGAAAGACGGUAUCUUUGGUUGAGAUGGGUGGUAGAAAGAUGAUCAUGGGAGGGUCCGGUCUUGCUUCUGGACCAUUCGAAGAGAGCAAAAGAGAGACGAGCGUGAAGGAAGUGAUUGAGAAUGGUCGAUUUGGACAUCGUCCGCAAUCAGAUGUCAAGGAAGCUCCCGUGCAAGAGAUGGACAGAGAAGUGUAUGCUUCAAUGUUCGGACCCACGACUGGAGACAGUGUGAGAUUGGGGGAUACUGAUCUCUGGAUUGAGGUGGAGAAAGACUAUACUGUGUAUGGGGAUGAAUGCAAGUUUGGGGGAGGCAAAGUUCUACGUGACGGGCAAGGUCAAGCGUCGAAUAGACAUGACGAACAAGUUCUCGACCUAGUCAUCACGAACGCUCUGGUUAUCGAUUGGAACGGUAUCUACAAAGCCGACGUUGGUGUUAAGCAUGGGAAAAUUUCAGGCAUCGGAAAGGCAGGGAAUCCAGACAUUAUGGAUGGUGUGACUGAAGGCAUGGUCGUGGGCUCUAACACCGAGGUCAUCGCUGGAGAAAAGCUCAUACUCACUGCGGGAGCCCUGGACGUACAUGUUCACUACAUUUGCACUCAGCUUUGGACCGAGGCGCUUGCGUCUGGCAUCACGACUCUCAUCGGUGGUGGUACCGGUCCUGCAGACGGGACAAACGCUACAACUUGUACGCCGUCCAAGUUCUACAUGCAGGCUAUGAUGGCUGCAACCGAUGACAUCCCUCUGAACUUCGGUUUCACUGGUAAAGGCAAUGACUCCGGGGAGAAAGGAUUGAGGGACAUUGUCGAGGCUGGAGCCUGUGGCUUGAAGCUGCACGAAGACUGGGGAUCGACACCUGAGUGUAUCGAUCGAGCUUUGAAGGUUGGCGAUGAGUACGAUGUACAAGUCAACAUACACACAGACACAUUGAACGAGAGUGGUUAUGUGGAAAGUACUUUGGCUGCUAUCAAUGGUAGGACCAUACACACAUAUCACACCGAAGGAGCGGGUGGAGGACAUGCGCCAGAUAUCAUCGUUGUAGUCGAACACCCGAAUGUCUUGCCCAGUUCAACCAAUCCAACUCGACCUUAUGCCGUCAACACUCUUGACGAGCAUCUCGACAUGCUCAUGGUAUGUCACCACUUAGACAAGUCUAUCCCCGAAGACAUAGCAUUUGCAGAUUCUCGUAUCCGAGCCGAGACAGUAGCAGCCGAAGAUGUUCUUCAAGACACCGGAGCGAUCUCGAUGAUCUCUAGCGAUUCGCAAGCUAUGGGAAGGAUCGGAGAGGUGAUUGCUCGGACAUGGAGGACAGCUUCCAAAAUGCGCAAUGUCCGAGGGCCUCUCGAAGGUGAUGAAGAGGGAAGGGACAAUAAUAGAGUCAAGAGAUACAUUGCAAAGUAUACCAUCAACCCAGCUAUCACCCAUGGUAUCUCUCACCUAGUCGGUCAAGUCGCUCUGGGCUGCCUGGCCGACUUGGUCCUCUGGAAGCCAGAAUUUUUCGGCGCAAGACCAGAAAUGGUCAUAAAGGGCGGUAUUAUCGCUUGGGCACAGAUGGGUGAUGCGAACGCCUCAAUUCCUACUGUUCAACCGGUGAUAGGUCGACCUAUGUGGGGAGCACAAUCUGGUGCAGUGGGAAUGAAUUCGGUCGUAUGGGUCAGCCAAGCUUCGAUCGAUAACGGUAUCGUUAAGUCUUAUGGACUCAAGAAGAAACCAGAGGCGGUGAAGAAAUGCCGGGAAAUAGGAAAGAAGGAUAUGAAGCUUAAUGAUUCUAUGCCAAAGAUGACCGUCGAUCCCGAGACAUACGAAGUGAGAGCCGACGGAGUACUUUGCGACGCACCACCAGCUGCGACCCUUCCGCUUACUAAGAAACAUUUCGUCUUCUGAUUUUACGAAUACAGCCCUAUCUUUCAAGUAUGGCCGCGACGCUUUGUAUGUACAUAAUCUCAUAUUUUGGAUGUACAUUUAUCACGG